Ahaetulla prasina is the source of this 2214-nucleotide messenger RNA. RefSeq names its product acetylserotonin O-methyltransferase like (gene ASMTL). The record is from RefSeq and is a predicted model, not a curated record. Bases 107 to 1993 code for a protein of 628 amino acids. NCBI's taxonomy places the organism in Eukaryota, Metazoa, Chordata, Lepidosauria, Squamata, Colubridae. Gene Ontology annotation, molecular function: nucleoside triphosphate diphosphatase activity; O-methyltransferase activity. The transcript is spliced from 13 exons.
GCCCCCCUCCGCGGGCCUAGUGGGUUGUCCGCAGCUGGUUUGGCUUGUUUGAGUUUUUGUCGCUCCUGGGCUUUUAUGCGAAGUCUCCUUCACGACGGCUGCAGCCAUGGUGCUCAAAGCGGUCUUUAAAAAGCUGGUCGACAAAAGGGUGGUGCUGGCAAGCGGCUCUCCGCGCAGGCAGGAGAUCCUAAAUAACGCGGGUCUCCGGUUUGAAGUUGUUCCGUCAUGGUUCAAAGAAACACUUGACAAAUCAACUUUUUCAGCCCCAUAUCAAUAUGCUGUAGAAACUGCAAAACAGAAGGCACUUGAAGUGGCAAAUAGAAUGCAUGUGAAACAUCUUCAAACACCAGAUAUUGUUAUUGGAGCAGACACUAUAGUGACUAUAGAAGAACAAAUUUUGGAAAAACCAGUGGACAAACAGGAUGCCUAUAAGAUGCUUUCCAGGUUAAGUGGCAAAGAACAUAGUGUUGUCACAGGUGUUGCAAUUGUUCACUGCAGUAGUAAAGAUGAUUAUCUAGACACUGGAGUCACUGAGUUCUUUGAAGAAACAAAAGUCAAAUUUGCCGAACUCUCUGAGGAACUUCUGUGGGAGUAUAUCCACAGCGGUGAGCCAAUGGACAAAGCUGGUGGAUAUGGGAUCCAAGCCCUUGGGGGAAUGUUGGUGGAAUAUAUUCAUGGAGAUUUCUUGAAUGUGGUCGGGUUUCCUUUGAAUCACUUCUGCAAAAAGUUAGGUGAACUGUAUUAUCCACCUCCAAAGCACACCAUACAUCAUAUAAAAUAUGACUCUAUCCCUUCAGUGGAGACUUUUGAGAUUCUAAGUGAUGGAGACUGUGAUUCUUCAGAUACGGAUUCUUCAAAAAUGGAAGGUGCCAAAGGGCUAACAAAUGGUGAACUUGUGGAAUUAGGAAAAUGCAAAGAAAGCAAUUCUAGUUAUAAGAUACCUAUGGAAAUUCAAAAUGGAGUACCAAGAAAUGUAACCCAGUGCCUCUCUAAACUUACACAUCUUCUGGAUGGAUUUAAAGGCUCAAAGGUUUUAUUUGUGGCAUGUAAGCUGAAAAUAUUUGAUCUUCUUAAAGAUAGGGGCUCUGUGACCACAGAAGAUGUGGCAAAUCAACUUAAUAUUUCCCUACGUGGAACAGAAAGAUUACUUGAUGCCUGUGCUUCUCUUGGCCUGUUGGAAAAGAAUCAUCAAGGUUACAGUAAUGCAGAACUGACAAGUCUAUGCCUGGUAUCCGAUAGUGAAUAUUCACUUCAUGACUACAUUCUUCAUUGUAAUGACCAUCUGUGGCCUUUGUUUACUCAUUUGGAGCUAGCAGUUAAAGAAGGAGCUUCACAGAUACAUCAUACAUCUGAGAAGAAAGUGAAUGAUUUGUUUCAGGAUUUCCACUGUCAGUCUGCAGAGGUUAAGCAACGUUUUAUGAGAGCCAUGGACAGCAGUUCCAAAGUGACAGCAAGAGACAUCAGCACAGCUUUUGAUCUUUCACAAUUCAAAGUUGUAUGUGAUUUGGGAGGUUGCACUGGAGCUUUAGCUUAUGAUUUAGUCCAGAUCUACCCAGAAAUGCAAGUCAUUGUCCUUGAUCUUCCUGAAGUUAUUACAGAUGUCACCCGCUGUCAACUUUCAAGACAAAAUGCUUGUGAAGUAUCCUUUGUAUCAGGUGAUAUUUUCAAAGAUAAUCUUCCAGAAGCAGAUCUUUAUAUUCUUUCAAGGGUUUUACAUCAUUAUUCUGAGGAAAAGAUUUCUCUACUGUUAAACAAACUCUCUGCUCUUUCCAAGCAAGGAAUUGCGCUGCUGAUAGCAGAGAUAAUGCUUGAUGAAAAGCGAAUAAAACCUGCUAGAGCUGUUUUCCAGUCUCUCAGUAUGACAGAAGGCAAGGAAAGAAAUACAUUGGAAUACAAACAGUUACUAGAAGAACAUGGAUUCAGUAAUGUACAGAUUAAAAUAACAGGCAAUCUGCUAGAUGUAAUUUUGUGCUCUAAGAAACCAUCUUUCUAGUACACUAAAUAGUACUGAAUUUAUUAUUUCAGUUUUCUGAAUACUGUGUUUCUAUUUCUGAUUAUGGUGUCUCUGAAUUGUUACAGUGGUGAAUUGUAUGUAAAAGCUAUUCCACUUUUUAUUAUUUGUUAAAAACUGAACUAAAUGUAAUUUCCUCCUGAAAAGUCCUGCCUGUUUUUGUAACUAAUAGUAAUUGAUAGCAUUAAAUCAUUUCUCAUUUU